Molecule: messenger RNA, 4773 nt
Organism: Trichomonas vaginalis G3
Lineage: Eukaryota; Parabasalia; Trichomonadida; Trichomonadidae
Product: armadillo (ARM) repeat-containing protein family
Exons: 1
Coding region: 1-4773 (1590 amino acids)
Source: RefSeq, a predicted model, not a curated record
AUGAGAAACCAAGUUCGUCGCUUCCUUCCAGAUUCGAUUAAGUUUACACCGGAAGAAGCCGACAAGUUUUGGUUUGACAUGGUGGAUGAUUUGGAGAAGAAAUUAGAUCCUCUUCAGCCUUUAGAAUUAAGACAUACUAUCAAUAUAACACAAUCAAUGCUUACUUUUCUUCACAAACCACGUGGUGAUUGCAGGAAAAAGGUAUUUUCUGUUCUUUUUAGGAUUAGCUUUCACCAACCUGUCUUCAAUUACGUUACUCAAUACGAUGCUAUCAAUUUCUUAACUUGCAUCAUACCAAAACUAGCAACUGAAAAGUUCAUCACAGUAAAUUGGCGCGAAGUACACAAAAUGAUAGACAAUAUCAUUAUAAAGGACUUUUUACUCAAUAUUUCACCGACACAAAAAUCAUUCCACACGGUUUUAGACAACGUAAUGGAAAUAUCUAAGUAUUUCACAGACGAAGCCGAAGACGAAAUCUUCGAAUAUUUCUUACCUCGCGUUUCUCCAACUGGAAGUGCCAAGCAAAUCAUUCUUUUCGCAGUUUUAUUCCCAUCAAAUGCAAAGAAUUACAAACGCGCCGCCAACAUUUUCCUCAAUUUACUACACGAAUCAGAUUGCGAUCCUGUUCGCUAUUUCCUCACAUCAGCAGUAACUCAUUUCGUUCUUUACCACUUCUACGAUGACAACACAAUGUUGUUAGACUACAUUUUCCCUCAAAUUCUCUUACAAACCAUUUGGAAUAACGAACUUAUUUAUUUGUCAUGCCAGCCAAUCAAUUUCGAUAUUUCGAUCGGCGAUGACAUGCAGUACGAAGCUCUGUCACAAUGCAUAUGCUGUUUAUUCCUUUCUCCUCCUUCAAGAAAAGAAACAAUGACUAAAUUAGAUUUAUUUUUCAAAGGAGCGAAGAAACUUGUACAUCCGUCCAAUCUUGACAAUUUCGAUGCUGAUCCAUUGAUUUCCCUUGUUUUCCAGAUCGCAUCUAUUCUUCAUCAGACAGAUAUCCUUCUUGCCGAAGGAAAACCAGGAUUUCCAACCGAAAUCAGACCUUCCAGUGAAGAAUACGAGACAUUCUUUGAACCCUUAGUAUCAACAUGUGUUUACGCAUUAGAACACAUCAGUUCUCCACAUAAUUUCUACAAAUUCAUGGUCAGAAUUUUUGAUUUAUGUCCUCAAUUGGUUCCAAGAUUGUUUAACCUGGCAAAUGAGAUCAUUACUACUAAUGACACAUUGGGCAGUACAUUGAGUGCAUGGAUUAUUCUCACAGCAUCAAUGUACGCCACGCAAUUCAAUGACAAUUUCAUUGAAACACAAAUGAAUUUUGUCAGAAUUGCAAUUGAGAAUUUUUAUAUGGAAGAUUAUCAGUUGUCAUUCGGUAUCUAUUUAACAAUCUUCUUCAGUACAUGCCCUAUUUCCAAGAAGACGAAAUACCCUGAUUACAUCGAUCCAAUUGAAUUAGGACAGGAUUUCUUGAAUUCUUUGAUUCAAUCAUCAACAUAUGAACCAGAAUACAUCGAGAAUUUGUAUAGAUUAGGUUAUACAACACAUUCUCUUUUCUCUUUGAUAUAUUCUUUCCUUUCCGGUACAGAUCAAGAAAUAUUACAUCAUUUUGUCCCAAUUUUAACUGACAUGAUUUGUAAUCCUUCUUUAUUCCAUGUUCCUUUGAAGUUGUUGAAUAUUUUGCAGUGUUUCAGUAUAUUCGCAGCAAAAGAAGAUAUCAAGGAAAUUUACGAUGUCGCCGUUCGCCAGAAUUCCAAAAGAUUGAUUGACUUGCACGAGAUAAGAUUCAUCGCAAUGGCAAUAGCAAUUCUCGGUCGCGAAUCAUCAGAAAAUCCUGAACAAGUCAAAUCUGUUAUUUCUCAAUUUGACAAAUACAGGGAAUCUGAUGACAAAAAGAUCAGAAGAAUCGGAUGGAACGCUGUUGCAACAACAUUAGUUCCUUUCGCACAUGUUAUUUUGACAACGAAAUACAAUGGAAAACCUUUCGAAGAAACAGGAGAAAAGACAAUUUCUGACAUAGUUAUUCCAUUCAAAAACAUGUAUUGCGAGCCAUUGCAAGAAUACAAGAUCUAUCCAGAGUUGAUUGAUGAAGUAUUCAUUCCUUAUUUCCAUAAAAUUUUGGAAGAAUCCGAUUUCAAUGUUGUCGCAUCAAUGCUCAAACCUUUCUACAAAUCUUGCAUGCUUGUUCUUCAAAAAUCUGAUAUUAUAGUUAGCGAUGAUUACUCUACAUUCCCUAAGCCAUUCUCUAACUCUGAAAAGAUGAAACAAGGAAGAAAAAUACCAAUGAAAUUCAUGUCAGAAAUAACUGAUAUGUGCUUAAAAUUACAUGAAAAAUUCCCUGAUAACCAGAUCAUUACUACAUGUAUUUCUAAUCUAAUGAUUUCUUUGACAGGAUACUUAGGAACUAACCUCUCUAUUUUCAAUGGUUUGAACUCGAUCUUCCUUCUUGAAUCAAGAAAGAAAGUAGCAAAUAGAAUUUUGACAGGUGAAUUAGUGACACUUUUCUAUCAAAAGAGAUUGAAUUGCGCAUUGAGACCAAUUCCUCCUAGAUUUGAUGAGAUAUUCAACGCGUUUUUGGACAUCGCUUUCACUAAAAACGAAUCUGUCCAGAUAAUUGGUUUGUCCGUUGUCGAUGUUUUCUUCGACAAAUACAUGCCAAUCGCGUGGAAUUUCUUCUCAAAGAAAUUAGAAACUGUUAAUACAAUAACCGAUCAAUUUGUCAAUUUCUAUCGUUCCAUUGGUAGUUUCACAACAUGCCAUCCAUGCAUGCACAAGCAAAUGCUGAUGACAUUACAGCCACUCACUGAUUUAGUUCGCGAUCAAAGCGAAAUGAUUUUGAAGAUACAAGUCAUGGAUGAUGCUUUGAGCACAAAUUGGACAAAUGUUCCUGGAAGCGAAGACCAAAAGAAAUGGAUUGAAUUCUCAAAUCAAUUGUCUAAAGUUGUUGAAGAGAAUUACCGCGAAGAAUCAACAUUCGAAUUAAUUGCUCUUGCUUUAAUUUUGAUGACAAUCAAACACACUGAUGAUUUGCCAAGACCUCUGUUUUCUUUCUGUAUCUACAUGGCACAAAACGAGUCUUAUAAAAACACUGUUGUUGCUAUCUCUGUGUUGACUGAAAUUCUCAAGAGAAGAAUGAAAUACACAGUAGAAACAAUAGAUACAUCAAAGGUUGUUCCUCUUUCUGAACAGUGCAAAUACGUCAUCAAAGAAAUCAAAGGAACAACUCCAGAAGACUUUUUGCCUGCAGCAGAAAAUGAUUUUACUUUUGACCAAGUUGAAGCAUACGACAAAUAUUGGACAGGAUAUUACGCAGUACCUAAAUCAUACAGCUACAAGAAGAUAACUGAGUAUUACCAAGACGAUGAACUUCUUGAAGCAUUCCCUGAUAUUACAGAGGUCCUAGUAAACAUGAUUGAUGAUGAUUUCGAUACUUCAACAGUUGAUAUGUUCUUUGGAACAAUUGCUCAUACAAUGGGACCACAAAUUAUCGAACCAUUGUCGAAAUGGCUUGACGAAGCAAUUGAAACAAUUGAAGAGCCAACAAUUUGGUCACAAUUAGUCAGUGUUGUCUCAGAAAUGAUUGUUGCAACGAAACAUUGGAGUGCCAAAGAUUCACAGAGAUUUUCACGCGAAAUCACACUGAAAAUCCUUGUUAAAACACUUGACAAACCAUCUUUGUUUGAUGAAUUCAUUGAUAUAACAGGUGAAUUCCAUUUCUUGCAUCCUGUAAGAUAUUCUCCAAUAAUUAAUUAUCUCCUUUCCGCGGCAUCUCCUGAUCCAAAUGCUCCGACAUUUAGAAAGAGAGCAUUGACUUGUUUAUUCAAUUUGAUAUCAGCAAGACCGAUGUCUUUCAUUCCUCUUUUCCCAGUGAUUUUCAACAACUUUGUUAAACCACUUUUGGAAAGUUACGAAGAAAAUCAAUCGGAUCUUGUUGGACAAACACUUAACAUCAUUUGUGAUUAUGUUUCUGUUUUCUUAGUUCCUGAAUCAUCUCCUUUCUAUUCUCCAGAAAAUAAGAGCAACAUCAAGAUGAUAAUUGACUUCUUAGACGGUGUUUUCAAACAAGCAGGUGAAUCUAAGAAGACAGAAAAACUUCUGGAGAAUUGGUGGGAUCAAGCAUCAAAGAUAACUCCUUCUGUUUUGUUGACAAUAUUCCCAAUCUUUGAAAACAAUGUUCAGAAGUUGCUGAGAUUGAUUUCGACUUCUAACUCUGAUCAGAAGACAGCAAUGAUCAAUUCCUUGCAUGAUAUAACUGAAUCUCCUGCUUUCACGACAAAUAAUGAUAGAUUUAUUGAAUUUUUGACUUCAAUUAUCUCGAAUUUGUCUAUUUUGUCAUCAACUGUCCAGAAUAGAGUAUUAAACUCAACGAGAGCUUUCUUGAGGUUCUCGACAUUCUCGACAAGUCAGGAAGCUUUGAUCAAAGCACGCGACGAAAUCAAAAAGAUUGUUGUUUCAAUUCAGAAUCCAACAGUUAAAGUGUCAAUGCUAAAUACAUAUGGAGUUUUGCUCAGAGAAACAAAUACUGAGCCAAAGGAUAUCCUUGAUAAAUGCGCAAUAGUUCUAACUGCGCUUUUACUUGAUGAAAGGGAACCAUUAACAGAAAAGUGCUUCGAAGAAAUAGAGAACGCUUUAGUUUCUUGUUCUCAGAUUGAAGAAGUAAUGUAUAAACAAGUUAUUGAAAUGUUUUGGACAACGCAUGAGGAGCAGUUAUCCCCAUCUGUCCUUGAGCCUCUUGAUAAGUAUAGAACACUUGCACCUCCUUCUUAUAUUUCAUAA